AUGUCAAUCAAAAUGUUUGUUCUUCUUUUUCCCCAAAUCAGAAGGGUUAGGGUUAGGGUUAAGCAAUAUCGAUAAUGGAAUUGGAAUCUGAAAAAUCCUUCUUCUGCAAAGAUCUGGACCGCUUUUGUGAGAGUGAAGCAAAAGAACUCCCCGGCUCCUCGAUCGGUUCCUACAACAAUACAACCUUGGUUUCACAAAAACUGCCGUUGACAGAGCUAGAUGAGUGGGAGGGGGAGAAGGAACGUUCAUUCGCCCCCUCCCAGUCCCAAUGGAUUGAACGCCUAUCGCCGUCAAUGGCAGCCAAUGAUGGAUUUAUAGCCUCUCUUUUUUGACUUUGGAAACCACGCAGGAAUUACACAACGCUACGAUGGGCCCACUCACAACUCCUAAAAAAGCAGGAGAAACGGGGUCCGUCGAUCCAUGGACACCAACUUCCAACCUUAAAAUGCUCAUUAGUGCUGCAAGCCCCGAGAUUAGGAACCGGGAGAAAUGGCUGUGCCCACCUUCUGAAUUAAAUGAAGCUAUCGAUUCUGCACAGGAUUUUGAAAAUGGAGACGAGUCUGAGAAAAUCAUCAGCAGGAAAGAUAAAAGUCUAGGUUUGCUCUGCCAUAAAUUCCUCGACCGUUGCCCGGAUUGGCCAGACCCAGCCGCUAACAACGAGAUUUGCUUGGAUGACGUGGCCACUGAACUUAAUGUAGAACGCAGGCGCAUUUAUGACAUCAUGAAUGUGCUCGAGAGCCUGCACAUGGUGAGCCGUUCUGCAAAGAAUCGCUACAUAUGGCACGGUCAGACCAAUCUGGCCCAGACUUUGGCCAUUCUCAAGCAGGUGGGUGAGGAGCAAAUGUAUUGCCAGCAAAUGCAGUAUAUCAAACAGCGCUUCUUGGAUAAAGAAUCGGACUUUGAUGGUAACGAGAAGGAGAACCUUGAGUUGAUGUACACGGAAAGUAGUAAACACAGACGAAAGGAGCUCUGCUUUGUGGAGCUUCCUGGAGUGGAGUUCAAAGCAGCCUCUGUUAACAGUCGGAAGGACAAAUCUCUGAGAGUGAUGAGCCAGAAGUUUGUCAUGCUCUUCCUUGUUUCUAAUCCUCCCGUGGUCAGUCUGGAUAUCGCUGCUAAAAUCCUGAUCGGAGAGGAACAGGGUGCAGAUCAGGAUAAAAACAAAUUUAAGACUAAAGUGCGACGACUUUAUGACAUUGCUAAUGUGCUCCGGAGUCUGAAACUAAUUGAAAAGGUUCAUCUGACAGAAGAAAAGAAGAAACCAGCAUUUAAAUGGGUUGGCCCAAAUAAACGGCCUGUAGUCAAAGAUGUAGCAAUUGAUUCCUCCCUGUGUCCACCCAACAAGAAAAGGAUCCUGGAGUCCCGCUCCUCUUUAGAAAACUGUGCCAAAAACCUUUUUUCGUCACCUCCUGGCUCUAAGCGGAGCUUUACGCGGCAUCCCUCUCUCAUUAAGCUAGCUAAGAGCAUUCAGGAUGACCGGCGAAAGAUCAGCUCAGCCCCUAGUAGUCCUGCCAAGACUGCCUUCAAUGAUAGUGACUUCCCCAGCAAAAUGGCCCAACUUGCUGCCAUAUGUAAGAUUCAACUUGACCAGGAGUCACGUACAAGAGGCAAAGAUCCAAAAGCAGUUCCUGGUGAGCCAAGCACAUCGGUUGUAAGGAUCCAGCCAACCACCUCCAGCUCAGUCAAAGCGCCUUGGGUCACAUGCCCAAAUCCAAAUGAGGAGGCUGUAGCCAAUACAAAUGUGCACGGCACCUUGCUGUCCUCCCGUCCCUCAGGCAGUGUUGCAUACAUCCCAGCGCAGUGUUCACCCCUCAUCCCCGUCAUUUUACCUCAGCAGCCGGGCGGUGGACCGUACGCUGUCUAUUUGCACCAGUCUUCCCUCAGACCCAGCCCUCAACCGACAAGUUACGCUGUUCGGUCCAUGACCUUUGAGGAAAAGACAGGACAAAGUCCGACUGUCCCAUUUCCGGCUAAAAGCCAACCGACGUCGAGGGUACCAGACAGCAGCCCUUUGUCGGUCAAAAGGUUGUGCUCUGAUUCGGCUGCUGAGAGCGGUUCUCCCAAAGUCAAACGGACUGACUCUAACCUCAAGGACACCUCCCCAAAGCAGUGCCAUGUCUUUAAAGGUCAUGUGAAGACCCUACGCAGCUGCCAGCUUUCCAGCCGGCCCUCGCCUCGCGCCCUCCACCUGGACCCAGAGUUUAUCAACACUCCGGGCAGCACUGUGAUUGCGCAGACUUUGGAGCAUAGUUUGGAGACCUUCCUGGACAAGGAUGACAAGUCGGUGACCUCUGACACUGAAGUGGGUUUAACGCCCGUCAGAGCUGCGCCCCUCACACCCGGACAAAUUAGCACAGAGACUUUAGUACCAGCAGGAUACCUGAUCCCGCUCUCCCAUCAGCCUAUUGUCACGUACAAGGAGAAUCCAGGCUCAGCAGGAGAAAUUAACAAGCCUUCAACUCCUGCUUACAUCUACAAAACACCAACUGCAGGAUCCAGACCACCCGCUGUCCAGGAAGUGACUCCCACCAGCUUUCGUCUACAUGACGCCGCUGCAGCCACCUCUCCGCACUUGACCCAGCAGGCCCAACGCCUCCAAAGUCCCAGUCCUGCUAUCCUAAACUUCACCCUGCAGAAUUUGGGUCUCAUUUCGGGCUCUGCCCCUGGAAACGUCCUUGCCUCAUUACAGACCCCUGAGCGGACGAGUGGUGUCAUCAGCCCCCUGGCUUUGCAGCAGCGAGGGAUGGUUUUCAUCAAGCCAAUGACAGUCCAGCAGUCCCCGCAAUCAGUGGCUCUAAUCAGUAUUCAACAGCCUCUAAUGACUACACCCAAAGGAACGGGGCUUCCCCAGCACAGCUUCUUCCAUACACCGGGCCCCUUGUCUCCCCUGGCUACCGCAGUAGUUUCCCCCAAUGGACAGCGGGCCCCUAAAACCGUUUACGUCCCUCAAAGGAAACUGGAUGUCAACACUGAAGACACACUCUAAAUGUCUGUACUGUAUAUAUUUGUUUAGGUGGUUUUAUGCCUACGGUGUGGUGGCGGCGACGGCGGCUGUUUUAGGGUUUAUUUUUCGCCAGUUCUGUGUUUAGCAUCUGACAGUAGUCAUUACCUCUGAACAAAAACCUGUGCAGUUGUGCAAAUGAGAUUUUAAAGCCAUUUAGCACUUGCCAUUCAGGACCGCAUUAUGCUUGGUUGUUGUUUUUGAUUUGUUUUUAAUUGUCCAAAUAAGGGUGAUGCGAUUGUUUCACUGAAAUGUUAAAGAUGAAGAAACUUGAAUGUGUGCACUGUAUUGAUACCAACUCAUGCCUUGUUUUGGCUGAAAAGUGUUAAUGGAAACUACAAUAAUUAUUAUGUGCCAGGUAAUAUUAAAAAGAAAAUACGGUUGCACAAAUGUACAUGUUUAUAAAUAACCUUUUGAAAUGGAAAUAAUGAGAACGCAAAUAUUUCUGCCAAAUUCAACGUAAACUUAAUCAGACAUUUUGAUUCUUUACUUAAUUUAUACUGAAACAAGCUUCUUUAUGAUGUUCUAAGUGAACUGUUAAAUAAUUUAAAAACA
Corythoichthys intestinalis (scribbled pipefish) is the source of this 3553-nucleotide messenger RNA. It is a transcript of the gene e2f8, whose product is annotated as E2F transcription factor 8. The record is from RefSeq and is a predicted model, not a curated record. Gene Ontology annotation, biological process: regulation of transcription by RNA polymerase II. NCBI's taxonomy places the organism in Eukaryota, Metazoa, Chordata, Actinopteri, Syngnathiformes, Syngnathidae. The coding region runs from base 368 to 2983 and encodes 871 amino acids. The transcript is spliced from 14 exons. Gene Ontology annotation, molecular function: DNA-binding transcription factor activity, RNA polymerase II-specific; RNA polymerase II cis-regulatory region sequence-specific DNA binding. Gene Ontology annotation, cellular component: RNA polymerase II transcription regulator complex.